This is a messenger RNA of Hyla sarda, 4818 nucleotides long. RefSeq names its product family with sequence similarity 43 member A (gene FAM43A). The transcript has a single exon. Lineage: Eukaryota; Metazoa; Chordata; Amphibia; Anura; Hylidae. The record is from RefSeq and is a predicted model, not a curated record. Bases 240 to 1301 code for a protein of 353 amino acids.
CGUCUCCCCUGCUUCGUGUGAGCGGAUGGUUCCUUCCAAGCUAUAUGUAGCGCUGCUCUGCCCUGGAGGACUGCAUUUAGAAGCUGAAAGCUGAGCAGGGAGUGAGUGGGCAGAGGAGUCCGUGCCAUGAGAGUGUGCAGCCGCAGAGCACUGACAGAUCGCCGCCCGGUACAGUGCACCGCACCAUGCGCUAGGGGCGAGCCUCCCGUGCCCUCUGCAGCCUCUGUUCACACUGCGCGAUGCUGCCCUGGAAAAAGAAUAAGUUCGAUCUGAUCGAGGAAGACAGCAAGCAGACCAAGCAGAAAGGCUAUGCGGUGAGCCUCAACUACAGCGCCCUCACCUCCUUCGCCAAGUCCUGCCCGGAGGGGGCACUCACCAGAGUGGGCAGCAUGUUCAAAUCCAAGAGGAAGAAAAUCAGGAUCACCGGGGAGGACCCGACGUACACCGUACUGUACCUGGGCAAUGCCACCACCCUGCAGUCCAAGGGGGAAGGCUGCACCGACCUGGCUGUGUGCAAGAUCUGGAGCAAGAGCGAGAUGGGCAAGCAUGGCACCAAGAUGAAGCUGACUGUUAGCUCUCAGGGCAUCCGCAUGGUGCAUGUGGAGGACAAAGCCAAGCGGCCCGGGCACCUGUACCUGCUGCACAGGGUCACCUACUGCGUGGCCGACCCCCGGCUGCCCAAGAUCUUCGCCUGGAUCUACCGACACGAGAUGAAGCACAAGGCGGUGAUGCUGCGAUGCCAUGCCGUGCUGGUGUCCAAGCCGGAGAAAGCCAAAGCCAUGGCACUGCUGCUGUACCAGACCUCUGCCAACGCCCUGGCCGAGUUCAAGAGACUGAAGAGAAGGGAGGACGCCCGGCACCAGCAGCAGCAGCUCAUCGGGGAGCAGAGCAUCCCCCUGGUCCCUCUGAGGAAGCUCCUGAACGGACAGUGCUGCUACAAGCCCCCGGUGGAGCGCAGCCGCAGCGCCCCCAAGCUGGGCUCCAUCACCGAGGACCAGCAGGGCGAGGAGGAAGAGGAGAGAGCCAUGAGCUUCGAGUGUGAGGACGUGCUGGAUACCGGGGGUGGCGGGGACGAGGGAGGGGGCGGCGGGCCGGACGGGAAGCGGGAGCUGUCUCAGCUCAUCAGUGACCUGGGGGAGAUGAGCCUGGGGAACGACCUGCAGACCCUCCGGGCGGACCUCCGGGUCACCAGGCUGCUGUCCGGGGAGAGCACGGGCAGCGAGUCCUCCAUAGAGAGCAACCACGACAAUGGACCCGUCAGUAAUGGCUUUGAGGAGUGUCGGGAGCCGGAGACAGUGUGAGGGGGGACAGGGGGCUGCAUACCGGGGGAGACCCCCUGACAGCCGAGGAACCAGAGACUUGGCAGUGAUGGGGUUACCGGCCUAGUCCACUGGGUCUUCAGUGGGUUAAUAUGUAUUGCCCUGAUAACAUUCUAUGGUCUGAAUCCUGAGGUCUGUGACAUUGAUUCCGAAGUAUUAUGAUGGGUUUAAUACACAGCUUUUUAUGGCCAUACCCUACUAUGAAGCCGAAGAUUUAUGGCAUUGAUUGGGUUAAUAUAUUCCCUUGUUAUGCAGGGUAUGACAUUGUAGCAUUAUAUGGGCAUAGUCUAUUAUGUGACUCGAGUUAUGUGGCAUUGAUGGGGUUAAUACAUAGCCCUGAUAUGUGGUCUAUGAUCUAGCAUUCUAUGCCCAUAUUUCACAAUGUCUGCUUCCUGAGGUCUCUGGCAUUGACUGGGUUAAUAUAUUGCCCUGAUAUGCCAGUAAUGACAUAGAAUACUAUGGAAAUAUAAUGCUACAGUGUCUGGGUCCUGAGCUCUGUGGCAUUGAUGGGGUUAAUAUAUUGCCUUGAUAUGCCAGUAAUUACAUAGAAUACUAUGGAAAUAUAAUGCUAGUGUCUGGGUCCUGAGCUCUGUGGCAUUGAUGGGGUUAAUAUAUAAUCCUAAUAUGUGGUUUUACCAUCGUAGCAUUAUAUGGCCAUAUUCUACUAUGUCUAUGUUUUAUUUCAUCAAUGGGGUCAAUGUCUAUUUUCUCCGAUACUGGGUCUAUGACCUCAUGCCCUUGUGUUUGAAUCCUGAGGGUCGCAGCAUUAAUAGGGUUAAUAUUGCCCUGGUAUGUGCUCUAUGACAUCAUUCCAUUGUGCGCUCAUGUUGCCUAUGUGUGAGUGCUGGUGAUGAGUGGCUAGGGUUACCGGGCAGGUCAACUAGUCUCCUAGAUCUCCCUCUCCUGUGACCAUUGCCAGACGUCACUAUCCGCUCCAGGUCUUGUACUCUGGUUAUGGAUCUGCUCAAUUUACUUUGAAGAGAGAGUUGCCAUAGUGUUAGAAACCUAUAUGAAUAGUGGCAGCCUAUAAAGGGUUAACACAUGCAUUGAUCAGACCCCCCCCCAAUUAAAGAUGGCAUGUUAUUUGUUCCUCUGGGAGAUGUGGUUAGGGACAUAUGUGCAAUGCCUCAGGUCCUCCAGCACUGGGUGAGGUAUGCUUGAUGUAGGAUCCACCCCUGGCCUGAGGGGGGCGCUGAGACUGCCCUGGUGCUUGCACCUUAUAUCCUCAUCAGUAUUACCUGUAGGUGGAACUAAACAUUCUGUCCUUUGUGUGGUUUAGGAUCACUCUUCAAUUUACCCGGAGUCCUGACUGUCUCAGGGUUCAUAGCUAACAUGGAGUCUACAAGACUUGGUGCAAUGCCACUCUAUUGUAUGAACAAAUAGCCUCCUGCCAUAUGUAUUACAGUAUUUAUCUAUAUAGAUGUCGUCUUUUCUGGAAAAAGCUAGAAACAACCCCCAUAGGUCUCCAUAUUGCUGAACUCCUGCAAGUCUUGAUUUCCCAUGGGAUGAAUUGCAUAUAAAGCGGCCCUCUGGAUCUUUGUAGACCUUUCCCAUUAAUGCUGAAUGUAAAGUUGAAGUGAACCUGUCAUCACUUCCAUGCUGCCCGAACCAUGACUCAUGAGGGUUGUCCUAGGUGGCUUCUGCCUGCCCCACCAUAGUUGAUUUAGAGAGACAGAGAAUGCCCAGCUGGUGGGGCAGACAGACGACUUGGGGACUGACCUCAUGACUUGUGGUUCAUGCAGUGUGAAAGUGGGGACAGGGUCCCUCUAAAGUACCUGGUGCCUUCCUGCUUCUCAGACUACCCUAUGCUUUAGUAACCCCAACCCUUCAUUCUUAGACAAGAGCCAAGAAGCAGACCACUAUUUUACCUAAAUAAAGAGGUGGGGGGGGCAUAACGCCUGCAAAGAGGGCCAUGGGUAUUCCGUUUCACACUCUCCAUGUAAUGUAAACCUAUAAUGGAGAUCCACGGGGUUGCUUUAAGAAUGAUUCCAGAUAAUUAAGCUAUGGUAGUAAUGGUCACAUUCUGCAGAGGUGGUGGGGGAUUCGGGAGUCAACACAGAAUAGUUCAGAGCUGCCUCUGAUGUCUGGUAACACACUAGAUGCCUAUGUAGUAGGUUUUCUGUAAAAAAAAAAAAAAUUUUGUUUUUUUAGUAUCUCCUUACUGACAGAUGACUCCAAACUAAAUAAAGCAGCAAUUCUCCACGUUCCUUCAAUAUGUGUUCCAGGUCAUUCAUGCAGAUUGCAGCACUGCUGCUGUUCCCUCAGGAUGAGGUUUCUUGGCUGGUGAAUGCAGUGCUGGUCCUACGUAUAACAAGGCUGUUCUAUGUUAUUAAUCCCGUCUCUCUCCGCUUCCUGUUUUAUCCUGUCCUUGGCUUGGACAAUGUUUGCACAUAUAAUUACAGUGGGGUGGGGCACAGCCGGGUGAAAUAAUGCCAAUCCACUUUUGCACCAGGUACACGAAUUCACUGCAGCUGAAAGGCAAAUUGCGCAGUCUGAUCAUGGCAUCGUCAGUGCCAGCGGCUGCGCGCACUCUUCACUCAGGCCUUCAUGAAGAUGAGACAACUCUGUAUGUAAAUGUAAUUCUGCCAUCAAAUACUGUUACCUUCCCACCGCUACGCCAUCAGUUUGCUAUAGGUGACACGCAAUAACACCAUCUCCUAUGAUGCCACACAUUUUGCCUAAACAAAAGCUUUAGGGUAAGGUUAGUUAACCAAUUAAGAGCCAUUUACUAUUUAUAAAAUUUCUUGGCUAUACCAAAAAGCUGCAUUUAGAACGCUGUUACAUUGGCAAAUUUCCAAUAGAUGUAGCAGAACUAAAAUGGUUGUGUAGCGCGCUUCCAGUGGGAGCUGCAAAAAAAUGUGUUGUAGAAUGUAAAUGCCAGUCUUGGCUCUGCUACAUCUGUGGGACUUGUCCCUUCUCCGUCCAUUGGUAGUUUACAUCUCCACCUUUUAUGAGAAUGAAGCUGUAGAACAGCAGAUUGAUGCAGCAUUACUGGACAUGAAUGUCUCAGUGCCAGGCACUUCUAAAGGUAUUCCAUGAGGCACUGCGAGUUGUGUGCCACAGCUUUGCCCUCUUUCCUUUUAGUGGAUAUUAUUAUUCUUUUUUUCCCCUCAUACCUCAGACACCCACCUGCCAAAGCUCUGCAAUGAAACGGAGACUUGGUACACUUGUAUGUUUACACGCUUGUUUUAUUUUUAAACAGCCCACUGGGAUACUUCCUCUUAUGUCAUUACAUUCCAUGAUGGUUUUUGUAAUACUUGCACUGUUGUGAAGUACUUUUCCAGUGUUUCAUAGAUGUAAAUACCUAUAUAUUUUGUACAUAAUGGUCACACAAUUCUAAAUGUUAUCUUUGCUGUGCAAAAGACAAAUAUGUUGUUGUUCAUUUGUACAUAUUUUGUGUAUAUAGUUAAUUUUCUUUGUUAUUUUUUAAAGGACAUCACUGUUACGAUGUUUGUUUGCACACCUGAAAAAAGUAAUAAAAGGAAAUAAUUUAAGACUU